GCAGCAUUAAUAUUAAUACUUACUGGAAGUUUAUCAACUAAGCCAAUCGGUAAACUUAGACUGGGGAAUUCACCUAAACUGGCUAAAAGCAACAAAUUAUCGCUUCAAUGGGUUUCACUCCCAAUAAAAAAAAAAGUGCUAUGCUCAACUUGGGGUGCUUUGCUAUUCGGACUAGGAAAAAGUAAAAAAUCAUAG
This is a messenger RNA of Funneliformis geosporum, 195 nucleotides long. The record is from the annotation of a GenBank genome assembly. NCBI's taxonomy places the organism in Eukaryota, Fungi, Glomeromycota, Glomeromycetes, Glomerales, Glomeraceae.